Molecule: messenger RNA, 900 nt
Organism: Condylura cristata (star-nosed mole)
Lineage: Eukaryota; Metazoa; Chordata; Mammalia; Eulipotyphla; Talpidae
Gene: IKZF3
Product: IKAROS family zinc finger 3 (Aiolos)
Exons: 3
Coding region: 79-900 (273 amino acids)
Biological process (GO): regulation of transcription by RNA polymerase II
Cellular component (GO): nucleus
Molecular function (GO): RNA polymerase II transcription regulatory region sequence-specific DNA binding; DNA-binding transcription factor activity
Source: RefSeq, a predicted model, not a curated record
AAUGACUACGAUUUAACCAAACCUCAUGAAAUAGAAAAUGUGGACAGUGCAGAAGGCCCAGCCAACGAAGAAGAGGAUAUGGGAGCAAGUGCGGAGGCAAGACACAUCAAGGCAGAGAUGGGAAGUGAAAGAGCUCUCGUUCUGGACAGAUUAGCAAGCAAUGUGGCAAAACGAAAAAGCUCAAUGCCUCAGAAAUUCAUUGGUGAGAAGCGCCCCUGCUUUGACUAUAAUUCCAGCUAUAUGUACGAGAAAGAGAACGAGAUCAUACAGACCCGAAUGAUGGACCAAGCCAUCAACAACGCCAUCAGCUAUCUCGGUGCCGAAGCCCUGCGCCCCCUGGUGCAGACGCCACCCGCCCCCACCUCGGAGAUGGUCCCGGUGAUCAGCAGCCUGUACCCCAUUGCCCUCACACGCACCGAGAUGCCAAACGGGGCCCCCCAGGACCUAGAAAAGAAGAACCUCCACCUGCCAGAGAAGAGCCUGCCUUCUGAGAGAGGCCUGUCCCCCAACAACAGCGGCCACGACUCCACAGACACGGACAGCAACCACGAAGACCGCCAGGGUCACCUCUACCAGCAGAACCACAUGAUCCCUGCGCGGGCCCGCAACGGGAUGCCCCUCCUGAAGGAGGUGCCCCGCCCGUACGAACUCCUCAAGCCCCCAGCCGUCUGCCCCCGGGACUCUCUCAAAGUGAUCAACAAGGAGGGGGAGGUGAUGGAUGUGUACCGGUGCGACCACUGCCGGGUGCUCUUCCUGGAUUACGUGAUGUUCACCAUCCACAUGGGCUGCCACGGCUUCCGUGACCCUUUCGAGUGUAACAUGUGCGGCUAUCGGAGCCAUGACCGGUACGAGUUUUCGUCCCACAUAGCCAGGGGCGAGCACCGGGCCAUGCUGAAGUGA